GGGGAUCAUACGGACCGGUCAUUGGAGCAGUACAUUAGGUUUCGCCGCCCGCUGCGCAUGGUGAGACUCGCAACCUGCGCUCACAUCUACUGCCGGUCUGUCACCCGCGCGGCCAAGCCCCACAUCCCGUGAGCGACGUAAGCCGACGAACACACUGGUGAACCCAACAACCCGAUCGAAGGCUCAGUCCGACUCAUCCCCAUCGCCCUUCCUUCAACAUGGAUCCUUCAGGCUCAGUUACGAUCCGCACCCGGCAAUUCCUUACCAACCGUUUGCUCCAGCGCAAGCAGAUGAUUGUCGACAUCAUUCACCCCACCCGACCCAACCUUUCCAAAGAUGAGCUCCGGGAUAAACUCUCAGGGAUGUACAAGGCACCGAAGGAACAGAUCAUUGUUUUUGGAUUCCGAACUCAAUUUGGUGGUGGUAAGAGCACCGGAUUCGCUCUAAUUUACGACACCAAGGAGGCCCUCAAGUUCGAGCCCAAAUACCGACUUAUCCGAUUUGGUAUGGCUGAGAAGAAGCCAGCAGUUGCACGGAAACUGCGCAAGGAGAGAAAAAACCGGGCCAAGAAGUUCCGUGGAACGCAAAAGAAGAAAGCCGACCAAGCUGCCAAGAAGAAGUAGAUACCGCCAUCGAUGGUCAUGGGAUGAAUCAAAGCCGAACCAAAAGUCAUGCCUACUGGCUCCUUGUUUUGCUUGUCGACAUGAAUGCUAUUAUCAUUGGUUACAGUGGGCCUAUCUGCGUUCCCUUGUAUCUAUUGCCCCCUAUGAAAAUUCCUCGACCCGUGCAACUACUCCUUCUUGUUCAGCAAGUAAACCGAUGCACAGAUCACAACUAUCCAACAUGCAAAACAUUUUCUUAUGAUAAUUGGCCUUGAAUUCUACUGACGAGAGCCUGUCAUCGUAUUAUCACCGCCACAACUCAAUCAACCGCUGGAGUAAACCGAUGAGCC
Messenger RNA from Puccinia graminis f. sp. tritici CRL 75-36-700-3, 952 nucleotides. RefSeq names its product 40S ribosomal protein S24. The record is from RefSeq and is a predicted model, not a curated record. The transcript is spliced from 4 exons. Gene Ontology annotation, molecular function: structural constituent of ribosome. Bases 219 to 623 code for a protein of 134 amino acids. Lineage: Eukaryota; Fungi; Basidiomycota; Pucciniomycetes; Pucciniales; Pucciniaceae. Gene Ontology annotation, biological process: translation. Gene Ontology annotation, cellular component: ribosome.